AGUCCUGUUUCGCUCAGGCCAUCUCGGCCUCAGCUGCGCGCCCCACCGGCAACCUUCCGCAGCCCGCCCCGACUUCGCCAGGAUGGGGCGCACCCCACGUGCGCACGCGGUGUCAUCUUCCUCACCGAGACUGCGGGCGUCGUCGCACAGCCCCAAGAAUAGCCCCAGGGGCGGCUCCCAGCAGGGCGCACCCAAGUCGCCCAGAGACCGCCGCCAGGCGCCCGUGCCGCCCAUCGCUGCGACCCAGCUCGAUGCGGCGUGGCACCGCGCGGCCGCGCGGCAGGAGCGGAAGCCCACCGACGGGAUGCUCGGGGAUGACUUCGGCGAGCCCCUGUCGUUCCGGUCGCAGCUGGCCAAGUUCCAGCAGUACCUGCAGCCGGAGGAGCUCUUGGACGCCAGCAACUCUGCCAGGCAGCCCCCCCCGAGGCCGGGCCAGCUCGGGCAGGCGCCCGCCUCCCUGCACGGCCAGCUGGAGCAGGCCCUCGCGCGGCACGCGGCGGCGCUGCAAGAGACCGCGGCGCAGCACAAGGCGGAGCUGACGCGGGCGGCCGAGCUGAUCGGGCAGGAGCUCGGGCGCGCGGUGGGCGAGGCGCUGCUGCGCGGUCAGGGCCUGGCGGCGUCAUCCGCGCGCGGCGCGCCGUCCGCCGCGCGGGCCGGCGGGAGCGUGCCCCCGCAGGCGCGGCAGGUCGAGGAUGAGGCGGCGGCCGGCGGCCAGCAGGAGCGCGAGGCCCCGAAGCCCUCGCCGCCAAGCCCGUCGAAGCACGUCGUGGCGAUCGGGGACCUCGCCGACGUCGAUCCAGCCGGGAACGAUCCGCUCGGAGGCGGCGAAGCGCGAAGGAUGAGCAGCCGCGGCGGGAGCGACUCAGAUGCCAGGAGAACCACAAAAGAAUCGAGCUGUUCUGCGGCGAACUACUCUGUCCUUGGCUACUCAGAACGGACUAGGUUCGAGAGGUUGAUCAGGGGUGUCACGGCACAAAUGAAUGUGGAAGAGCCGCAACACCACGGACUUCUAGCGGAGUUUGUUCAAAGUAGGGCAUUUGACAUCAGUUGCAAUUUGGUCGUUCUCUUGAAUUGUAUAUUCGUUGUCUGGGCGGCGAAUCACUCAGUGGGGACUUCCGAUGCAAAUGACACGAUUGCGUUGGCUGAAUUCGUUUUCACCGCAUUUUAUUGUGUUGAGCUCGUCUUGAAGCUCUGGGUCCACCGAUUGUUCUUCUUCACCAACGAAGACGCGGCAUUCAAUAUAUUGGACUUGGCUUUGGUGCUCAUGGCUCUGUUCGAGAUUUCGAUAUUACCACUCCUGCAAACAGGCUCGGGCGCAGUAGACCCUACGUUUUUGCGGAUCCUCCGCAUCUUCAAGGUUGUCAAAGUCCUCCGAAUGAUGCGCGCCCUCCACGCGUUCAAGGACAUCCGCGUAAUGAUAGAUUGUUUGGUGCACUCAGUCUGGCCCUUGGUUUGGGCGAGUGCACUGCUCGGAUUCCUAUCAUCCCUCUUCGCCAUUUACUUCGUCCAAAGUGUGGCUGCCGCUUUGUCGGAUGGCAACCUGAGCCCCGCCCAAGAGAAAGAGUUGCUGGAGCACUUUGGACAGGUAGAGACAGCGUUGUUCUCGCUGAUAGUGGCCACGACAGGAGGCAACGACUGGGCAUAUUAUUACGAGAGGCUGGAGCCAUUAGGGGGCUUUGCGUGCGUUGUAUACGUCGUCUACAUAAUGUUCAUGUUCCUUGCGGUGAUGAACAUCGUUACGAGCGUGUUUUUGGACAAAGCGAUGGAGAUCGCCAAGCCAUGCUCGGAGAACGAGGUACUGGACAAGUGCCACUCGGACCUGCAUGACGCAGACGAGCUUAUCCGCAUGGUGUCUGGCAAGCGCGAGGAUGACCAAGACACCAUCACCUUCGGCGAGUUCGUUGGCUACAUGAACGAGCGAGAGUUCCGGAAGCAUUUCGAUGCACGGGGCCUGACCCAACAGGACACGAGGAUGCUGUUCAAGAUGCUCACCUCCUACAACUCUGGCACGGUUUGCCAGGGCGGCGAGAAGAGGGUCCAGCUCUCCGCCUUCCUGGCGGGCUGCAUGCGGCUGAAGGGGGAGGCGUCCAGCAUGGACGUGUACGCCAUCAGCUGCGGGCUGCACUUCGUGCGCGCAGCCCAGGCCGAGUUCGGCGCCUGGGCGGAGGGGCAGUUCGCGGAGCUCAGGGCCCGCCUGGAGGACACGGCGGCCCUGACCCGCGCCCCGGGCCGCGGGCCUCCUGGGAGCUGAGGGCGCCCCGUGCGGCUCGGUCGCAGCCCCACGACUGCCCGGCGAGCGGCGCCCCCUACGGGAAGCGGCAGCCGACCGAGGACAGGAGGGGGAGGAGGAGAAAAGGGAGGUGGUGCCUUCGCUCGAGGGAACAGCACCGCUGCGGGUGCGCAGAUCGGGGACAUCCCCUCAGGCGAUAUGCCGCUCUUGGCUCUGCAGGCCCUGGCCAGGGGGGCUCAUGACUGUGGCCGGGGCCACGGGGCACGCAGUCCAGGCCCCACGCGGAAGGCGUUUUGGCCCUCGGGGCCGCUUGCAGCGAUCUCGGCCCGACGGGGUCGCGCAAAGGUGUUCUCUUGAAGACGCUGCGCGAAGGGAGGCCGACGGCUCACAGGGCCACCUGGCGGUGCUGGCUGCAGCGGCUCUGGGGGCUCUUUUGGAGCCCCGCUGGGGCUUCCCCGAUGACACACCCCACACUCCCCGUAUCCUUCCCUCUCCCUCUCCCCUCUCAAAUCCCAUCCAGUUUCUCCCUCCCGCUGAUGAUAAUGCUCUAGUGCUUGGAGUUCCCAAUGUAUGGAGCUCUCGGCCGGCCCUGAAGCGGUCACGCUAGCUAAAUGCCUGCGUCACGCGUGCUCAAAGGCGAUCGGUCGGCAGCAGCUCUUUUGGCGACGACACCGCCAUGCUGAUACGGCCUCGAGCCGCUCUAGUUUUGAACCUGGCUCGCAGGGCACGCAGUCCAGGCUGCCCUAGGAGCGCGCUCGGGCCCUCGGGGGAUCGCAGCGCGCACGCCUGCAGCCAUCUCGGCACGAAGGGCUCGCGCGAAGACGGCCUCGCCUGCAGUCUGGCCCAGAGGGAGGAGGGCAAUGCUGGGAGGCGCUCUGGCCCUCGGGGCAUCAGAGCGGGGCCGUCUGCAGCGAGCGCGUGAAGGCAAUCCGUGGAGUACGACGGUUGCAGCGACCGGCCUCGUGGUUGCAGUGGUAUUGGCGGGUGGUGCGUCGCAGACGCCAUCAAAGCGUAGCCCCGCUGCGCAAUAAGAGGCCGAUGCUGCUUUCAACUGCCCUCGAGACUCUCGUGCUGUGCUGGGGCUUUCUUCAGGACGGGCCCCCGCCCCAUACCCUAAUAUCUGUCCUCCUUCUCCUCCAACCCCACCUCCCCCUGGAGUUUGCGGAUCCGUAUGUCCAGGAUCUGAGCUUCAAUGUUUAUACGCAGCUUCCCAAUAGCAAACGCAUUACGCGAAAAUCACAAUGAAUUAUCCAGUUGCUUGCGGCAACGGCAGACCGGCGAAGCAAGCUCACGCAGCCGCACCGCUUGCCAACAAUAUAGUGUACAGAUCUUUGAUGUCCGUGUACACAUCAUUUCUUUGGUGGUUUUCUAGGUGGCCAGGCGGCCCACCACACGGCAACGCCGAUGCGCCAGCGUCAGCUGAUAUUUCAAUUAUCGCUCAAGCCAGGAACACUGGUGAGUGUCAAGGCUACCCUCCCUGCCUCUCGAGGCGCUCUCUUCUUUGCUCUGUUCAAAUCCCCCCAACAAUUCCUCGCCUUCCCCUGUCGAGUCUGCUCACCGCACCACCCGGACAAUGACAUGUGUCUCUGCGCCCUGCGUGCAGGCGGGCGCGUUUUCAUCAGAAGACCGUCUACAAUACGUGGCCCGCACGCGUCUGGCGUGUCGGAGUGGCUAACUCCGUACAGUUUGCAAA
Molecule: messenger RNA, 3923 nt
Organism: Prorocentrum cordatum
Lineage: Eukaryota; Dinophyceae; Prorocentrales; Prorocentraceae
Source: the annotation of a GenBank genome assembly